UCGUCGGUUCGACCAGAGUCCGUUCGAACACGUUCUGCUCGCUCUGGGAGUAUUCGAUUCGAUCCGUUCGUUCGUCAAGACGGUUGACGUUCUCGUGCGCGUAGUUAUCGGUGUUGAAAAAAUGGUGUGUUCAUGGUUAUAGAAACAGCAAGUGAAAGUGUAUCUGUACGAUAUGGUUUGGAAAGUGUGCACAAGUAUGGUUCGAAGUGCCAUAAACAAACGAUAAGUGUAUCUGAUGGUGAGAGUAUGUGUACAUUAAGGUUUUAAGAAAAAUGCUAGCCCCAUCGCUACAGCUCGUGUCGUGUUGUGGAUAAUGUAUUAGCAGUGUAGUGUUCUAUUUACCGGAAAGUUACAUGGGAGCAAGACUGAGAAAUUGAUCUCUCAUUAAUGAGGCGGUUGAAACAAUGAGAGAAGGAGUGGGAAGAGAUGCUAAAUAUCACUCACCGAUGGUGAAGAACUGAAAUUGAAACGAGCGGAGUUUCAUGUUACUGUCGUGUUGGGCAUCAGGUGCAGGUUAGUACGGAACGCGCCACAAAUGUUGCACUACCUGGUUCCUGAUACUUAGGCAUAGAGGGAAGAAGAAAGGUUGCAUUAGCACAAGCGAAACAGAUAACUAGAGAGAGAGAAAUAGAAAGGAAAGCAAUCGAGCAAAGGAAUCAUCCAAUGAAAUGGUGUGGUAAGGGAAAUUGGCGUGCUCUCCAGGACCAUAUUCCAUCGAAGGAGAUGUACCUAUGGGGUGGUCAAAUCAAAUUACGACUCUGAAAUCAGUGUCCCGCCAGUACGAGUAGACUCCAGAGUCGUAACCAUAGUCGUAUCUUUCGACUAGAGCUCCUCCAACGCCCAUUGAGUGACUACCCCAGAGAUAGAGAAAAAGAGAAACGGCGCUUCCCAUCCAUGGUGUAUGUCAUGAUGCCUGCGACAGAAAACGAAACGUCCCUUGGCUGGAAUGGCGGCUGGGAGUCGCCGGACUACUUUCGACUUUUCGGCGAGAGCGUCUACAAUGAUACCGUGCUGGAUGUGCGGGUACCACCGGACACACCGGCACCUACCGUCAGCGUCUCGACGGUGGCUACCAUGCUAUCCAACGUGUCCUCCAAUGUUGCCAGCAACGACACUGACCAGUACUAUGCGGAUGAUCCGGCCCCCUACAACGAUUCGCUGGAAUCGCCUAUAAGCGAUAGCACCGACUCGCGGGGUUCCAUCUUCGAACUGCUAGCCGAGGAUAUCGGGUCGAUCUUCUACAACGCUAACGGGACGUUCGGGAAUGACACGACCGGUCUGGCCGUAAACUGUUCCCUUUCCAACACGACCUGCAUCGGACCAACGGAAGCAAAAGAGUAUCACUACUGGUGCCUGAUACUAGUGUUGUUCCCAAUCCUGACGCUGUUUGGCAAUGUGCUGGUGAUAUUGGCUGUUUGUCGUGAACGAACCUUACAGACAGUGACCAAUUAUUUUAUAGUGUCAUUGGCGAUAGCCGAUUUGCUGGUGGCCGUAGUCGUUAUGCCGUUUGCCGUGUACGUUCUGGUGAACGGUGCAUGGACGCUGCCAAAUUUUGCUUGUGAUUUCUACAUAGCUAUGGAUGUGAUAUGCUCAACGUCGUCGAUAUUUAAUUUAGUUGCAAUAUCAAUAGACAGAUACAUCGCCGUAACACAACCAAUCAAGUACGCAAAACAUAAAAACAGUCGCCGGGUGUGUUUGACGAUCCUUCUCGUGUGGGCAAUAUCGGCAGCGAUCGGAUCGCCGAUAGUGCUGGGACUGAACAAUACGCAAGACCGAUCACCCGACCUCUGCGUAUUCUACAAUACCGAUUUUAUAGUGUACUCUUCCCUUACUAGCUUUUAUAUCCCGUGUAUCAUAAUGGUCUUUUUAUAUUGGAAUAUUUUUAAGGCAUUGCGGACGCGAGCGAAAAAGCAGCGAGCCGCCCGGAAGCCGCACCUCUCGGAGAUCACCGCCGGUGGCAGCAUCAUCGAGAACAUUGCUCAAACAAAACGCCUAGCGGAAACGCAACUAGACGGCAGUACGCGAAGCGGUUCCAAGAUCCUUCCGGACGAGGAACGGCCCACCAACACGGCUUCCGGCUCCAAUGAGGAAGACGACGAAAAUGCCGGGUCUCCUGACAUUGACGACUGUCAUGUGAUUGUGAACGAUAAAUCAACUGAAUUUAUGUUGGCUACGGUCGUGGAGGAGGCGGGAAACAAAAGCUUCUCGACGUCUACUUUUAGUGUGGUGGCACAAAUUGCGACAACGCAACAGGUACCGUCCGAUCCCAACGGAAACCACGACUCUGGCUAUGCUCCAUCCAGCAUUGCCGAUGCCCUGGCGGUAAAUGCAACCCCACCGGAAAGCCUGAACGUGACCGCUACGGUGAUUGUAAAUAAAAGUGCGACGAUUCGAAGUCGAAACGGUUCGCCACGGAAGGAAGCAAGUGUGACCUUAAAACCUCUAUCGUUAGUUAGAUGCGGUGUCCAACAGGCACUGACACUGAAUCGGAACGAUUCCACCUUAUCAACGAACUCGCGGGACAGUUCCAGGAAAGAUAAAAAGAAUACUCAAGCAUCCAGGUUUACUAUCUACAAAGUAAAUAAAGCGUCGAAAAAGAAGCGAGAGAAAUCGUCAGCCAAGAAAGAACGCAAAGCGACCAAAACGUUAGCAAUAGUCUUAGGAGUGUUCUUGUUCUGCUGGGUACCGUUCUUUACCUGCAACAUUAUGGACGCGAUGUGCGCGAAGCUUGACAAGGACUGCCGGCCAGGCGUCACGAUAUUCAACCUUACCACGUGGCUCGGCUACAUGAACAGCUUCGUCAAUCCUGUCAUCUACACAAUCUUCAAUCCCGAGUUCCGGAAAGCAUUUAAAAAGAUCAUGCACAUCGAGUGAGUGGGACGGAUCGGACCGGGCGCCCGUGGUGGUGACCGGGACGAUGAUGAAGCGGAACGAGGCAACGGGGUCAGCAUGGCAGUGCCGGAACCGGUACGCCGUAACACUUCCCAACGACGUAACGUUACCUGGAGCUAGCCAGAAGCCACCGUCGAGCGCAGGGAGCAGGGUCGCUCACACGAACCUGAGCCGAGCUGUGUCGACGGUGGACAGAGGAACGGGAUCGAGAGCAAACUCUCCCCGCAACCCUCAACGAGCCAAUGUCAGUCGACGUCUACGAAAGCGUCAAACAGGAAGAAAGUGAAAGGUAGGGGGCCAUUUUAUUUAUUUGCUGCCAGCCACUGGCGGGCGGUAGAGAACUCUCCGGAACUGGAUCGGAGUCCGGUUGUGGUGUAGUCCGGUCGAGAUUGUAUUUAUUGUGCACUGUAUCUGCCAAGAGGAGAGGAAACGACGGGAUGUCAGUGGUUUAUACAAAUCUUACAAAGCAUUCCGAUGAUACAAUACAACAGACCACCAUAGUUCUAUCCUGACCAGCUGCUCCAUUUCCCCCGGACUGCGAGUGGCAAACAUAUCGACAACUGUAUUCGCCGACCACUCACUAGACUGGCACAAUAAAUCCUUCAAUUCCAUCAUGUGAUCAACCGGAAGGAUGACACCCUAAGCUACUCUCCUUCCGCCAACACAGAAACCAUCUGGGCAUUCUAGCAAACACUGGUGGCUCAAGGCAUGGUGGAGGGGAGAAGAUUUUUGUUAGUUUCGUUUCAUCAGCACGAUUCAGAUUCGAUUUCAACCUUCUUCGCUACUUGGUAUCCUUGGUAUCCCUCGAAAAACAAACCAUCCACACCCUUGCAGCCGCACGGAUAUACAUAUAUAAUGAAACUUUCUCAUGGAUAGCAAUCGAGAUGCAUCGUUUUUUCAGUCUAUCGAUGCACCAGAACUACAGUCGAAUGCAGGAUCAGUGCAAGCGAGACCUUUGCUCGUCUGUGUGCCAAAUGCCAAUGGACCUUGCCCGGUCCAGGUGCCAGAGGUAGGUGAAGUAAUUUAACACAAUAGUCUGCAUAGAGCGGAAAUGCAGGAACACCGUAGCAAUUUCUCAUUCUCGUCCAAGUGUGAAAAUGCAACAACAAGAGUCAUAUGUAUGAGGGGAGUGUGUGUUUGUGUGUAGUUCGAUGUGGGAGAUUCAUGGGCAUGUCAAACUCACAUCCGACGAAAACAGAUAAUAGAAAUAACUAUUAAUUGAUAUAAAAAAGCACGACAUUCGCUCGUGAGCAAUCAUCGCGCUGCGGGCGCGAAUAUGCAAAAACAAAAAUAAAUAAAGCAAGGAAGAGUGGAAAUAAAUCAACAAAAGCUCCCACGCAACGUAAACCACCGUGUACCGGUGGUAAGCGCUGAUGUAAGUUAACGCCUCGUACGCAUGUUUCUAUGUAGCCGUAACGUAGUGGUUAGUGUCGACUUUUUUAGCGACCGGUUUUACUCCACCUUUGCUGCUUCUCCAACGAACGAACGAGCGCCUGUACAUAUCGGUCCGUUAGGAAAUAAAAACAAAACGUUAUAACCCACUGCUCAAAGCAUGUAAAUUAAGCAUAGCAAAAGCAAACAAACAAAUGAACAAACAAAUGAAACGACAACGACGUAGCGCUCGGUUUUGUUUCUUUUUUUUAUAUUUUACGUUCCUCUCUUUAACUCAAAAUACCGUUCGAACGGAAAAUGCAGCUGAGACCAAUUGAAAGUGCACAGAAAAACAAAAACAACCAGAGGGACAGCUCAUGUAGUUUAUACUGUGGUUUGCGAAUCGUCCUUCUUCCGCCGGAUAGCGGCUGCCAUUGAAAGCACCAUGUUUUCAAAGUAAAACAAAACCAAACGCAACCGUAAACCAAAGCAAAGUGAAAGACAAAAAAUUGAGAUUAGUGUUUAGGCGUGGCAAACGGAGCGAUUAUCUGCCUUUAUCGUUCGCUGUGUGGCGCAUACGAAGCUUCCAGAAACGAACGGGGAGACCAGAUACCGCUUGUCACAUACUGUGUAAAUGCUAAGUAAAUUAGUUAAGACAAACAAAAGUAAAACGCUCCUUUCUGCGCACCGUGGACCGAGCCGGGUGUGACUGUUUGGAGGCAAAUUAGUGCAAUAAGUAGUGUAAUGUAGCAGUUUCAAGUUAUCGAUGCAAUCGAUCGUUCAGAGAGCGAGAGGGAGAGAGAGAAAUCGUUGUAGCAAAGGAGAUAAUAUCGGAGAAUGAGUGCAUAAUGCAGUGCACUGAUAACUAAACCAUACUCGCUCAUCACAUAAAAGAUAUACUAUUCUACACAAACUCAUGCGGGAGAUACACUCCCACACACGAGCGCUUGGUUGAACAUUUCAAGCGUAGUACAAAUUAUUCAAUAACAAAUACUCGAAUAAUGCAACUUAAGUUUUAAAUCAAUUCUAAGCAUAGUUCAUGCGCUUGUGUCUGGGUAUGUAUUCGUGCGUGUUUGUGCGUAGGUAGAUUAACGAUCCACCACGAUCCACAACUAUGGUGUCAUCGUUCUUCAAAUAACCGUACUCACAAACGAUCUACGUUGGAGUUUGUGAGAUAGUGGAAUGUAAAUAUCGUUGUUACUCUUUCGGUUGAUAAUGCUCGAUUACCGUGGAGAGUGGAUGCGAGUCAGCAUCUGAAGCGUGUUCACUAUUGCUUAUGUUUCAACUCGCUUUGAUAGUUUAACAAACUGUUACAAUUUAGAAUAUGUUUAAAGACUGUCCUAUUGGAAUUUAUAGCAACUACGGAAUGGUGGGAAAAAGUACUCAAUAACAAAACUCCGUUAAACGAGCCGUCUAAGAAAUGAAUGAUUUGCGCUCUUUUUCUGAUAAGAAAUGCAACAUGCGAUGAAGGCGAUCGAUAAAACAAGCGUUAGUUUUAAUUUGUGUCAUGCGAUUCUAUCUUACUCCAGAUUUUUGCAAAAAAAUUCAACCUCUUUCGAAGGUUGAUAUGGUAAUAUAUUUUAAACAUGCUUCUUAGAUUUUUAUGAUCUGCCCACUCAUAUCUUUAUUUCAAAUUUAAGCAUUAGAACUUUAAACAUCGCAAUGCUCUUGAAUAGAACAAAUGCUAAUUCUUGACAUAUUCCUUCUCCUUCGAGUCGGAUCACGUCAUCUUCACACACAAAUCUGCGCCCUAUUUACGGUCAAUCAGUUAUCUGAACUGAAGGGUAUGAACCCUUUACCUUAUCGUGGCAAACCUAUCAGAUCGGAACAAGUUUUUUUUUAUAAAAAAAAAUGUAAGCCCAUCCCAAAUCUGGUUGAUAACUUUUUGCUUUCCCAAAAAAUGCUGUGGAACAGACAUGCAGAAAUUUGCCUUUCUGGCUGACCCGUGAGAUGAUUUCGCGAUCAGCGAGAUCGGUCGGUUGCGGUUGUAUUAUAUGGUCAAAUUAAUUUGUCAUCCUGUGGGCACCGUUUUACCGGUGUCACAUCGAAUGAACAACAACAAAGUGUAACAAAAAAGUGUACAAGUACAAGAUACUCUUCCUCUCGUUAAUCUGACCCUUUUGGCAGUAUGGUGGAUGAGAAAAAAGUUUCUUGUUUUGAGUGUUCCUUCGGGUCCAGCAGUAUUUCGGCCAUGAGCGAAGAGAGAAAAUCCUAAUAGAAUGAAGGUUAAAAAAAGCUUAACACCCAUACCAGCCCCCGCCAUUAAUAUGGCGACUGGGCUACGACACGCUGUUUUCUUCCAUGGCAUGAGUUUUGACUUUUUCCGGAGGCUUCUGGCACCGAUUAUUUUUCAACGAAACGAAAAAAAAACGCUCUCAGAUAUUUCAUUAUGAUUACCCCAAGCGUCCCUUGGACGCAAUGGACGCUGGAUCGCCUUGCCAUUCAGGUAAGGACAGUCUUUUCGGCGCACAGAAAGGAUACAAGUCAGGGGCCGGGCAAACAGAACAAAUCCCGUGGCUUCUUUCGACGGCGUGAAGUUGGAACCAUUCCCAACGAAAGGAAUGGGCAGCAACGACAACAUCCUAGGGGCGAACAAAAACACACACAAACUUUCGGGCAGGGAUUUUAAUUUCAGAACGCAUUAAUCACCUGUCAACGUCCAAUGUCCGGUGUCCGAUUCCCUGCUAGAAGUCAGUUACUUUUGAAUGGGCAACUGGCUGUUUUUUUUUUUCGUCUCAUCGCGGUUCAUCUCACUUACUCGAACGUUGUCACCGUUUUUCGGUGGUAUGCUUUGAACGGUUGUCGUCCGUUGCGGUAGAUAACAAACUUACAAAAAAAGAACGACAUCUUACGAAAAGAACGUGCCCGAGGAGUUUAGAAUUGUAAAUAUAUAAAAAAGAAUCAGCCAGCCUUUGUCACUGUUACUGCGUGUAAAAGUUCUUGCUGUUUGAUAAUGGAGCACACACACACACAAUGAAUCGAAAUCUGGACUUUUUUGUAGAUUCUACGCCAGUAAAGUUUUUACUGUCAAUAGUCCGGGGCGGACAACGUUUCAAAUUUAUUCUCUAUCCAAUGGGUUGGGGUUUGCUCGGUGCCGGUGAGGAUGGUACAUUUUUUCUUACACCUUUUCCUUAAGACGGCUACCAACCGUAGCUGUUACUAUCAGUCACGUAAAACACAUUACUUCAAUGCGCUGUUUUCCGUUCGCCGGCAAUGGAAGCAAACUUUUUUCAAUAGUAUUUUUUCGCUCCACAAUAAAGCGGUCAGCGGUGUAUCUCUGCUGGAGUAAUCGUUGCACAAAAAGAUAUAUAUUACGGUUUGCAGAUACUUUUCUUCACGCUCAUUACAAUCUGUCGAAUGAAAGGUACACUGCGCUAAAUUAUAUAUAUCUCAAGUUUAAGUCGAGCAAACUAGGCAAAAAUGACUGUUGUUCGUGGUAAAUAUUUUUUUAUGGAUCUAUGAUCAAAAAAGUUCCUGUAUUGUACCCUCGACCUUGCGCCGGAUUUAAGGUAAGGUGAGUGAGAAGAAAGGAUUAAUUGAAAACCUACCGUUGUGAUUGCGAAACGACCACAUCGCAUGACUUGCAACGAUAAAUCAAGAGCGUUUUCCUAAAAAACGAGUUAGGUUGGUAAAGAAAGUUUCCAAAUUGACACACCGGCCGUAACAAUUUUGGAAGCAAACCACGAACCCGCUCUGAGGAUAAAUUUCUGCAGUAAAACCCCUUUCGAGUCAUCAAAAAGUAUACCAAUAAACACCGGUUUCACGACGGGUGUGGCCACUAUCAUGGCAUCGGCAUCAACAAACCCAUAAAUAUCUCUACAAACAAACCAUUCGUCAAAAGUGUUUAAAUCGACGGUAAAACACGGCUAGAGUGGCCAACGCACCCGCUACCCGAGCACGGUUUAGUGUUUGCAAACUUUUUCAAACAUACAUUCCCUCACGUUUGAAAGUGAGGCCAGGGGUCCAGUUUUUGCCUUCAUAAAAUCACAGUUAAUCAAGAGUGUGUUCUUUUUUCGUUCUGGCCUGUCUGUGUGUGUGUGUAUAUCGUUUCGAGCCGCUUACGCGACGGGUUUGAUUAAUGAGAGGUGUAAAAAAUUAAUCUAAAACCCACCACACAAACACUCACGCAAAGCCGCCCCGGGUUGAAGCGCAUCGAGAUGAUCGUUAAACUGUGAAGCGUGUCUGGUUGUCGGAGUUUAAUACACCCGCUGACAGCUUCUCUAUUCACGCGCAAAAGCUCACUGAAACUGACACGCUGGUGCCGGUCUCUUAUCCGGGGCUUAGAUUUGACACUCAAACAAUUCCCCACCGCCGCCACAUGUAAGGUGCACUUUCUCACGUGCAUUUGCAACAACCCUUCCGCCUCACCAUGGACACCGCCUCGUAGCGUGAGCGGUUCGAUUCCGUUAAUAGCGUUUGUUUAUCCAGCCGUGCGAUUUUAUGCUACCCCUUGCUCUCUGCGUCGACACACACACACACAUGAGUGCACACCGCUUUCACGAGCGCCGCACCGUACCCGGGCAACGAACGAUGAUAAAGGGGUUUCAGAGAUUUAGAAGGCAUGAAUACACACGACCGUCUAUCUCACCCGACGGUGCUGGUUAUCAGCGCGCCAGGAUACAUUGCUACUCCCCCCUCCCAAGCCCCGCCCGUUCACAGGACGAGCUGAAACGAAGCGUACGGUUUGCGAUGAAUUUAAUUGCUUUCGUAAUUACAUAAAUGCACAAGCAUCAUUUGCAUGCAGCUAAAGCCCUUGGGAGAAAGUGCGGCAAAGGGGUUUGGAAAGGGUUCAAAACACGAGACGUCGAAAGCUGGCUGGGCCAAUUUAGCAGGAUGUGGAAGCGAGUAUCCACAAUAAUCCGUGCACGACGAUAGAGCAGCAGAUCCACCUUCCAUAAGCGUUCCUCUUGGAUGAGCGUUUACAAUCUUUGUCUAUGUUGUUUUGCUACGGUGCACUGUUAUCCCUUCUUGAGCGUACCGGGACCGGUGAGUGCUGCCCAGGGCACCGGUGAAACCAGCGGAAAGACUCAAACAAACUUGAACGUUCCCUGUGGCAUAUGUUCGGGCCAGGUGCACAGGUUGCAACGGUGUGGCGGUCCUUUUCCCUGCCCCUGGCCGUUUAGAACGUUAGCUCCGCGAAUUGACAAGACAAAUGAAGUAAGCUGUUUACUGCUGGGUGUUGUCAGUGAUCGUGUAGCUAAACGGUUUCAUGAGCGAACGUCUCCCGCACGACGUGCUAGUUCGAGCAGGUGAUAAACUAAAGCGAUUAUUAAUCGAAACCUAUCAACACGGGUCCUGUGUGGAAGGGUACACGUUCUUGAUUUGUUUGGAUUCAAUUAAACAAUCAACACUAUUUCAUCGUUACUUGAGAUCAGUUAGUAAAGUAGAAGCUGUGAUGAUUCUCAACUAAUUCGUGUCGACUAAUAAUGUUGUACUUCUAUUAUAGAUUUAAAUGUCAUAUGUAUUGGAUAACUCGUGACCAAUUUUUUGUUAUUCAAAAAGAUCUACAUAAACUUGAGUACUACUUCCACUACAACUAGUCAACACGAAUGCUUACACGACUUAUCCAGACGCUCAUAUAUAUAAGGAAGCUUCGCUAUGCACGUCAUUAGACGAUAAAUUUGCAAUGACAGUCAUUGCUGAAAAUCCAUCAAUCUGCUUCCACAUCACCCAUCUAAACGGAAUUUUAAGUGAAGCUCAGAACAGUAGCACAGCACAUCAGACUGAAAGGAAAAGCUGCUAAUAGCAUUCUCGCGCUGAUGCCCCAGCCCGUCUGUUCUUCGAUUCUGUUUUUCUAAACGCACACUACGGCACGUACCACUGAGACAUUUGCCAGCGCGCUGAAUAAAGCACCCUUCAACCCGGCCAAUAAGUUUCGAACGGUCUAGCUUUAGGCCAUCCGUCCCUAUUAGAAAACCUCAUCUUUCUUCAUUAUAAAACAUUAGCUUCAUAAAAUAAAUCAAGCUGCAGUGGAGGUGCAGGUCGGGGGUCGAUUUACUUUUCCUUGCCAUUGUAGGAUUUUAUUUGUAAACUCGUUUGUGGCCGUUUGGAGAAAGCACAGAAAAGGCUCACCAUGAUUAUAGCAAACGGGCGCUUUUUUCCUUCUCAAUGGGGGUAAAGGGCACCCCGAAAUGGAAAGCUCAUUGACGCCCUUCGUAUACUUCCUCGUAAACAAAUACUCGCACUAUCGCGUUUCUCGGCCUUCGGAUUUGUUUGUUCUCGUUUGGAGGACCGGUUUUUUUUUGCGAAUCGUAUUUCACCUAUGUAAAAAGGGUGUAAGGUCACUGUGUGGGUCGUUUGCAGAUCGGCUGCCAGCAGAUAGAAAUUGUUAGCACUGAAAAAGAGAAUCGGUUAAUGCUAAGGUACACAGGCGAGCGAACGGGUAGACCACACGAAUUAUGAGGGUAGGUAGCAAAUAGAGCUUCAAGCGCAAAGUGGACUGAUGAUCAAAAGCAAAUCUCUAGGGGACAUGAUAAAACCGCAAAGAAGGAUGAAAACAACGCUCGCUCAAAAAUCAUUAAAUUGCUGGAAAGAAUGGAUACAUUCUACAUUCGAUUAAAUUUACUACGGCAACACAGAGAGAGAGAGAGAGCGAGAAAGAGAGAGAGAGCUAGAGAGAGAGAGAGAGAGAGA
Messenger RNA from Anopheles gambiae (African malaria mosquito), 10896 nucleotides. RefSeq names its product dopamine D2-like receptor (gene Dop2R). The transcript is spliced from 11 exons. Lineage: Eukaryota; Metazoa; Arthropoda; Insecta; Diptera; Culicidae. Gene Ontology annotation, cellular component: membrane. The coding region runs from base 895 to 2874 and encodes 659 amino acids. Gene Ontology annotation, molecular function: dopamine neurotransmitter receptor activity, coupled via Gi/Go; G protein-coupled receptor activity. The record is from RefSeq and is a predicted model, not a curated record. Gene Ontology annotation, biological process: adenylate cyclase-activating adrenergic receptor signaling pathway.